AUGACGACGGGUGUUGGUACCAAGUUCUGGAUCGCGCCCGAGGUACUUCGAUCGAGCAAUGGUGGGCCUAGCUACGGCUCUCCCGCCGACAUUUACUCGUUUGGCGUCGUCCUCACCGAGCUCGACACGGGCGAGACGCCGUAUGCCGACAUCGACGACAAGCUUUCGAUUCUCGACAGAGUGUGCGAUGGCACGCUGCGUCCGAAAAUGAGCGCCACUUGCGAGCCUUGGCUCCAAGCGCUCGCAAACCAGUGUCUGGAACACGAUCCCGCCAAGCGCCCGACAGCCGACAGCAUUAUCGCUACACUCGUGGCGCAUCGGGAUGGCAAGAACGUACCGGCAACAAAAGGUGUGCUUACGGUGAUGGCCAGCCUUGCAACGAUCGACGAGGAAGACACCGAAGCCCAGGAA
This is a messenger RNA of Saprolegnia parasitica CBS 223.65, 411 nucleotides long. RefSeq lists its product as hypothetical. Gene Ontology annotation, biological process: protein phosphorylation. Gene Ontology annotation, molecular function: protein kinase activity; ATP binding. The record is from RefSeq and is a predicted model, not a curated record. The annotation marks the transcript as partial. Lineage: Eukaryota; Oomycota; Saprolegniomycetes; Saprolegniales; Saprolegniaceae. The transcript has a single exon.